AUUGUAGAGUUAAAGAUGAAACAUUUGGUGGUGCUAGCCUUAUUUGGAUGCCUCCUCCUGGCCUAUGCCAGUGGACAUCCCUUGGAGCCAGAGCAGCCGGCAGCACAGAAAGUGACCCUGGAGGACGUCGAUGCCCAGCCAAUCGAUGAUGGGGUUGGAGCUCGUGUUGCACGCUUCUUUGGCGGUGGUCGUCGUGGUUUCUGCUGUGGCGGUGGCGGUGGUGGAUAUCGUCGUGGUGGCUACGGCGGCCGCGGUGGUUACGGAGGUCGCGGUGGUUUCGGCGGUGGCGGCAGUGCAUCAGCCUCGGCAUCGGCUUCGGCCAGCGCCAGUUUUGGCAAAUGAAACCACAGCUCUUAACUUAAAAAAAUUAACGAAAUUAGA
Molecule: messenger RNA, 381 nt
Organism: Drosophila innubila
Lineage: Eukaryota; Metazoa; Arthropoda; Insecta; Diptera; Drosophilidae
Product: glycine-rich RNA-binding protein 2
Exons: 1
Coding region: 16-342 (108 amino acids)
Source: RefSeq, a predicted model, not a curated record